CUUCAGUGGGGUUCAACGGGUUGAAGGUCCAAAUGUCAGUUUCAGUGCAGCUUCAAAGGGCUCUACACGAAAUUAUAUACUUUUUAACACCAAAUGAUCGUCUUGCACUGCUCUGUGCCACGCACUGUUGAAAGGUCACGCGUGACGUAGAUGGAAGUACCACGGUAGGAUGAAAAACUCCAUCUAAAUUCCUCCUCCAACUUUAAAAUCAUCCAAUAUCAUUGUUUUACCUUUUUUUUAGUAAAGGCCAUUUGACGUAGUCUUUGCACAUUCACUUCGUAAACACUUGCUCGGUACUUCCGCCUACAUCACGCAUGACCUUUCCAACGUGAUUACGUCAUGUGUGCGGAUUGCAAAGCAGUGCAAGAUGAGCAUUUGUGGUUAAAAAGUAUAUAAAUUUUUAUUUUUUUUUUAGAAAAAAAUUUCGCUAGAUAGGAUCCUUAUUCCUCGUCUGGGAUCGCGUAGAGCGCUUUGAAGCUGCACUGAAACCGCAACCCCGCUGAAGUUCAAUAAUAUUUCUUUUCGACUGAAGAAAGAAAGACAUGAACAUCUUGGAUGACAUGGGGGUGAGUAAAUUAUCAGCAAAUUUUCAUUCCUUUAAGGCCCUUUCACACCAAGGACGAUAAUAGGUGCAGGGAUGACAUAUUUUUGUAGGCCAACCUGGAAGUAAACCAGAAGUAAGAGUAAGAGUGGAGAAGAAUUAUAAUUAAAUGACUCACAGUUAUCAUUAUAGUUAUAGUUUUUAGUGUAUUUUUGUGUUAUGUGUGAGUCACUUGAAUCAUUCACUCAACCGAUUUGUUAACAAAGAGUCGACCAGAAUAGGUCUUAUUAAAAUUUAUUGUGUAUUAUCAGUCAUUUAAUUAUAAUUCUUCUGCAUGCUUACCCUUAAAUGAGCAAAUGUGUAAGUUCAUUUAAUUUGUUCACGAAGAAGAUGUCCAAUUUCAUUCAACAAGUUUGAGAACAAAAUCCAAUCCGAUGUUGCUUGGGCUCGAAACAUUCAUUCAGCGAAGGGCUUAAAGUGCAUUCAUGUCACAUUAAAAUUACCGUAAUUUCAAGAUUUCGACUUGUAAAAGGCAUUCACGGCCUCGUACAGCUUGUAAGCUGGAAAAUUUCUGAAAGCUCCUACUUGUACCACAUGACCGCUGUACCCCCUGACCACUGCAGAUUCUAGGCGUUGAUAGUGGUGCCAUAGAAACAAAUAAUUCCCAGUCCGAGGAUGUGAACAGCUCCGAAUAGAAUGUCACGUGUUCUCACGUCAUCUCGAUCCUACGGUAAUUACGACAUGGCGUGAACGCAGCAUUAUUAAUGGCCCUUCACAUGAGUCACAAUAAUCUAAUUUUCUCAGUUGGCAUGAAAUGGAAUUUGCGAUAGUCUUUUCUUCCUUAUCGUGAUGUAUAUCCAAGGGAAAAAGGUUCUCGAACAAGAAAAAAAUGUAGGGUGGGAUUUUGAUUUUGUCCACCAGGAACUGAUUUAAUCAUAGUGGUUUGCUGUGACAGGUUGUCCCGCCCUCGCGAAAGUAAACACGUCAUCAGAGAAGAGAAGAGAUGUCGCUGCAUGAGGAAAGCGAAGUUAUUUUGAUUAAAGAUUACGAGGACACAUGCAUUAAAAUAAAACAAUAAUAAUAAAAUAAUGAUGUGCACGGAUAAAUCAUUUAUAAUAAACAAUGCAGUAUUCCAAGAUUCAUUCCCUUUAAAAACAGCGAUUCGAACGAAACACUACUUUAAGGUCUACCGUCUAUAAAAAGCCCAAAUGAAUGAAUUCAUUUAUGAAGCCGCUGUAAAAACGUCAUGUGAUAGCAUCCUGUGAUUCAGAACGGAUGCUCGCUUGUCAGUGGGUCAUUGUGGAGUGGAUAAAGGUGGCAUCUGCGCGCGCGCGUACACACACAAAUACCCCAGCCCUUAUGACAGACACACUCGGUCUCCCUCCCUCAUGCACACACACACACACACACACACACACACACAGAGAGACACACACACACACAGCCAGCCACUGUAAAGGGUUCUAAUUCAGCAUGCCUGCUGCUGGAUGCUCCUAGACCGAGACACAUCCGCCUCACCAGCGGGUUUGACUGCCUCCGAAAGGGAUUUCAAUAUCUUAUUCAGAGCUCCUCAUGGCUUCAUCGGAUGGAAUAGACAAAUGUCUUCUGCACAGAGGCAGAUCUCAAAGUGACCCGAACAUCCUCAGCGAGUCUGGCAUUGAUCUCUCGCACAGCGCAGGAGCACAGGGAAGACCGAUGGAGCUAAGAAAGAUAUGCCAGCUGUAAGAGAGCGAGAUAGAGAGAGGGAGUAAUCGAAUGUGAUGGAGCAGCAGAAAGUGCUGCGCUCCAGCUGUUUGGUGAGUGGAGUCCACACUCCUCCCAUCCGGCGCCACAGCAAGCUGGCCACACUGGGGCGCAUUUUCAGGCCGUGGAAAUGGAGGAAAAAGAAAAACGAGAAGCUGAAGCAGAGCUCUACAGAUGUGGCCUUGGCCUGUGGACUUCAUUCUCCAGACCCCAGCUCUCCCAUUCAGGGCAUCUCCGAUGCUGAUAUCCGGCUGCCUGGCUCUCAGGGGCCCAUUCUUAGCAUCAGUAGCAUGGAGUACCUCAGCUCAGAGCAAGACAAUCUCCCUACCAUGGUAGAUUCUGUACAGGACAACGAGACGAUGGAAGAGACAAAUUCAAAUGAGGAAGAGGAGGAGGAUGAGGAGGCAGUUCCCUCUGUAAAUGAGAAUGGAGAUGUUGAGGAAGAUGAAGAAGAUGGAGAGGAAGAUGAGGAAGAUGAACCACAGGAUCAGUCUUCUCCAAACAGUCAUAGCAAUCUCAUUUCUCAGCUAAGCACGGAGGAAGACCCAGGUAAAGUCGUCGUCGCAUCAGUGCCUCAGUCAAACUCUUUUCUCCAGAAAGAACUGUCUAGAGUCCCUGACGGCCCAAGUCCUGUGGUUUUAAGAGGGCAUUUUACUAAUCCUGUGGGGUCGCCGCAUAUAGGUAGCAUACAUCCGCCGCUGCCCCCUAGCUGUAUAAUAGAAGAACUGCAUCGAGCACUGGCAACAAAGCUCAGGCAGGAAAGCAUUGAGCGAGAGCCAAGUGGAGAUGGUGAGAACAGAAAGGAAGCUGAGGAAAACAAGGAAAAUGUUCGACAAGACCACUGCUUCACUGACGCUUCAGGAAUUAUCUAUGACAUUGAUGGCUGGAACGAGUCUGUCAUUUCUGGCACAUUGCCAAGGAGGAUGAGGAAGGAGCUGCUGGCUGUAAAGCUUCGGAAUCGUCCCAGCAAACAGGAGCUGGAAGACAGGAACAUUUUUCCUGCGCGGAGUGACCAGGAGAGACAGGAGAUCCGUCAACAGAUCGAAAUGAAACUUGCCAAGAGACUCAGUCAACGGCCGGCCGUUGAAGAGCUCGAGAGCAGAAAUAUUUUAAAACAGAGGAACGAUCAGACGGAGCAAGAGGAAAGAAGAGAGAUCAAACAGAGACUGAACAGAAAGCUCAACCAGAGGCCAACAGUUGAUGAACUAAGAGAAAGAAAGAUUCUCAUCCGCUUCAGUGACUAUGUGGAGGUGGCCAAAGCCCAGGAUUAUGACAGGAGAGCUGACAAACCCUGGACAAGACUGUCUGCUGCUGACAAGGCGGCCAUCCGCAAAGAGUUGAAUGAGUUCAAAAGCACUGAAAUGGAGGUCCAUGCUUCAAGCAAGCACUUAACGAGGUUUCACAGGCCCUAAAGAGGGGGUUUUCUUCUGUGAAGAAAAUGCUGAAAGUGGCAUUCAUGUUAAAAUCCUGGAGGUGCCUCUUCCAGAGCUGUGGCUUCGUCCAUGGGAUUCCCUUAUUCUUCCAGCGCCCCGGGCCGAGUGGUGUUUGGGGGUGGUUAGCGCUGGAGGCCGCGUCUCCACCACGGGCGGCCACAGGGACAAACCUGAAGAACAUCUGCGGAUACAUUUAACCUGAGGCUGACGGAGUGGAGCGGCAGAGGACUUUUUGAUGUUUUUAAGCUGGACUACAUUUCAAUGACUGCUAAGGAAAGAUGAAUCAGUUCUGGGUAAAUGUUUGUGUACAUGUAACCAGCUCCACUCGAAAAAUAAGUUAAAAAAAAAAAAAAAAAGAAAGAAAAAAAUCUUGAGGGUUAAUAAGCCUGCUAUAAAUGAAUUUCAUAUUUACUGUACAGAGUCAGUUUGAACAGGGUUGUUCAUGUGAUCACUUGAAAAAAAAACAGAAAAAAAAAAAACAACUUUGUAAGCACUACUUGUCUUCAAAAUACAAUUUUGGAAAUACCCCUGUGUUGUUUUUAAGUCUGAAUAUAUACACAACAGUUCAAAAGUUUGGGGUUGUUAAGAUUUUAAUAUUUUUGACUCUUGUGCUCAUCAUGACGGAAUUUAUUUGAUCGAAAAUACAGUAAAAACAGUUUUAUUGUGAAAUAUUACUAUUUAAAAUUACUGAUUUCUAUUUGUAUAGAUUUGUAAAUUUAUUUCUGUGACAGAGCUGAAUCUUCAGCAUCGUUACUCCAGUUUUCAGUGUCACAUGAUCCUUCAUGUUAAAAAAAAAAAAAAAAAAAAAAAAAAUCUUACUAACCCCAAGCUUUUAAAUGGUAUUGAAUGCACAUAUAUGCUCAGUCACUUUAUUAGGUACACCUGUUCAAUUGCUCAUUAAUGCAAAUAUCUAAUCAGCCAAUCACAUGGCAGCAACUCAAUGCAUUGCAGCAGGUCAAGAUGAUCUGCUGAAGUUCAAACUGAGCAAAAGAAUGGGGAAGAAAGGUGAUUUAAGUGACUUAUUUAAUGUGGCAUGAUUGUUGGUGCCAAAUGGGCUGGUCUGAGAGUUUCAGAAACUGCUGAUCUACUGGGAUUUUCAUGCACAACCAUCUCUAGGGUUUACAGAGAAUGGUCCAAAAAAAUAGAAAAUAUCCAGUGAGUGGAAGUUCUGUGGGUGAAAAUGCCUUGUUGAUGCCAAAAGUCAGAGAAUGGCCAGACUGGUUCAGCUGAUAGAAAGGCAACAGUAGCUCAAAUAAGCACUUGUUACAACCAAGGUCUACAGAAGAACAUCUCUGAACACACAACACGUCGAACCUUGAAACACAUGGGCUACAUAAGACAGACUGGUGCCACUCCUGGCAGCUAAGAACAGAAAAC
Ctenopharyngodon idella (grass carp) is the source of this 5094-nucleotide messenger RNA. It is a transcript of the gene phactr3a, whose product is annotated as phosphatase and actin regulator 3a. The record is from RefSeq and is a predicted model, not a curated record. The coding region runs from base 2302 to 3696 and encodes 464 amino acids. Gene Ontology annotation, biological process: actin cytoskeleton organization. Gene Ontology annotation, molecular function: actin binding. NCBI's taxonomy places the organism in Eukaryota, Metazoa, Chordata, Actinopteri, Cypriniformes, Xenocyprididae. The transcript is spliced from 13 exons.